Messenger RNA from Cannabis sativa, 1469 nucleotides. Its product is annotated as enoyl-CoA hydratase 2, peroxisomal. The record is from RefSeq and is a predicted model, not a curated record. The transcript has 11 exons. NCBI's taxonomy places the organism in Eukaryota, Viridiplantae, Streptophyta, Magnoliopsida, Rosales, Cannabaceae. Gene Ontology annotation, cellular component: peroxisome. Bases 253 to 1179 code for a protein of 308 amino acids.
AACUAAGUUGUUUUUAUGCUUAAAUAUAGGACAAUUUCUAUAUCUUAUUAGAGAGGGAGUUGAAUUAGGUAAAUAAUUUACCUAUUAUUACCCCUAAUUAUGAGAGCUCAUCAUAACACGUCAUGAAAUAGAUUAGAUGCGUGCUUUGAAAGGAGUGUUGCCUUAUCAUAUUAUUAUUAUUAUUAUUAUUAUUAUUAUUAUUACUUCUUCUUCCCGUGGUGGAUGAUCGGAAUCUAACUUCUCUUUGAUCCCAUGGCCAAAGAUGCUCCCGCUUUCAAUCCUCAUCUCAUUGUCUCACAAAAAUUUCCAGAGAGGACAUAUACCUAUUCCGAGAGAGAUGCAACGCUCUAUGCGCUAGGUAUUGGAGCUUGUGCUAGGGAUGCCGUGGAUGGUGACGAACUGAAAUAUGUUUAUCAUGAGGACGGGCAGAAGUUUAUACAGGUAUUGCCAACAUUUGCGGCUCUAUUUUCCAAUGGGUCUAUAUCAUUUGGGUCUCUUCUACCAGGAUUAGAAUAUGAUCCACGCCUUCUGCUGCAUGGACAACAAUACAUAGAAUUGUACAAGCCACUGCCCUCAAGUGGUCGUAUACAAAAUAAGGUUGCUGUGGCAGGAUUGCAUGACAAAGGUAAAGCAGCUAUUGUUGAGAUUGAAACAAAAAGUUACAAUGAGUCUGGUGAAUUGUUAUGCAUGAACAGGUUGACCGCCUUUCUUCGAGGUGCUGGUGGUUUCUCAAGUUCAUCUCAACCAUUUUCUUACUCAAACUAUCCAGCCAACCAGGCUCCAGCAAUUAAAAUUCCAGAACAACAGCCAUUCACUGUGUUUGAAGAUUCUACACAACCAUCUCAGGCAUUACUUUAUAGGCUAUCCGGUGACUACAACCCUCUACAUUCAGAUCCCGCGCUUGCAAAAGUUGCAGGAUUUUCACAGCCGAUACUGCAUGGAUUGUGCACGCUUGGAUUUGCAGUUAGAGCCAUCAUUAAACGUAUCUGCAAGGGAGAUCCAAACAUGGUGAAGAGCAUAUCAGGACGAUUCCUUUUGCAUGUGUACCCUGGGGAAACAUUGAUCACUGAAAUGUGGCUACAAGGCAUGAGGGUCAUAUAUCAAACUAAGGUGAAAGAACGCAAUCGGGCUGUGCUGUCUGGCUUUGUUGAUCUUCGUAAUUUAACUUCUUCCCUGUAAAAGUAAGUACAAUGUAAGGACUUAUCAACUAGAAGCCCCCCAACUCUUGUCAUUACCCACUUAAUAAAAUCCAAAUACACUAUAAAUAUAGGGAUAAUAGGAAAAUAAAUAAUCUUCUUAUAUUGGACAAUCCACCCUCAGUCUUUGAUGCUUAUAUUAUGACCUUGGAUUUUGUUAUGACCAUGCUUUUCUUUUUCGUUCUUUUUGAAUGAGAUUCAGUUCACUUUGCUGAGGAUGGGACAAACAGUGUAAUAUAUUGUUGUUAGUAAAUUAAAUGUAUUAUUUGAUAA